Molecule: messenger RNA, 1378 nt
Organism: Leptinotarsa decemlineata (Colorado potato beetle)
Lineage: Eukaryota; Metazoa; Arthropoda; Insecta; Coleoptera; Chrysomelidae
Gene: Uck
Product: Uridine-cytidine kinase
Molecular function (GO): ATP binding; kinase activity
Source: RefSeq, a predicted model, not a curated record
UCGCAAUUGAUCUGAUUGUACAACACAUCCGAGAUAUUUUAAACGAUAGGAGGAGUUCGGAAGAACGGCAGAUCAGCCCUCCAAAAAUACAUCAACAUCAUACUUCUCAAGGUUCCCCAUCCAGGCCUCCUAGAAAUGUUAAUGCUGAAGCCUUGUUUGAAAGAAGGCAUUAGAAGAGAAGAUGCUAGAGAAUGUAAAUGUAAUUUAUUCGACAUUUGUUGAAAUAGGGGAGGGGGAAUUUAGUUAUUUUUUUCAGGGGCACUUUUUUGAGAAAGUCAAUACAGGGAGAUUGACUUGAAUAAAGGUCUGGUAGUUCUAAAUUUUCGACAUGUCAUCUAGGAUUAUUGAACGCGUUUAAAAACCGAAAAAAUUUGGAACUUUCUCCACACUACUUAUAUCUAAUUUUUUUUUUAUAUCUUUUUCCUAAUAUCAACUGUAUUCAUCAUACCUCUGGUCGGUUUGUCAUCUUCUAUGAAUACAUCUUCCAAAAAAUGUAUCAAAGCAUAUGAUAACGCCUGUGAGACAGAUAUGUAAGACAAAAAACUAAUACGAUUCCACUUGAGAAACGUGUUGUUUCAUUUUAUAUAGUUGGCAAUAAAAUUAUUGAACUUUUCUUUAUCACUUGCGAAAAUUAAAACUUUUUGGCUUGGCAUUUGUCUAAGCAAAUUGUUUCUCUCUUAAUGAGUCACUUGCCAAUGGAAGUAGAUAAUAUUUACAAACGAAUUAUCUCAAUGUAAGCGUUGGUUCAUUCUAUUGGCAUACAGUUUACAAUAUGGAAACAUUUCAGGAUAAUUCGAUUCCAAGAACUUGUCGUUUCCAGUUUCCAUAUAUUUCAUUGUCCAGCCAAACAUUUCUCCUGUCAACUAGCAGGUGUUUUCUUUCAACUCCAAACUAUCUCGAUUUUUUUAAAGUUCUUUAACAUUGUUCCAGAGUGACAUAUGUCAAACUCGUAGGUCCUAUCCCCAUAGUUCAACAGGAGAUAAACUGAAUUCUUAUUUCCCUUUCUCCAUGAAAUCAACCAAUGUCGAACCUCUUACAAGUGUCUAGUUUAUUUUUUGUUGCUUUGCCUUAACAAGCAAUAAUUUAGAUGCAUAAGACUCAUUUCAAAUAUGUGGGUUCUAGGAGUAGCUUUCCUGCAUGUGAUUUGACAUUAAGAGUAAUGGAAUGUAUAAAUAUAAUAAUGAGUUAUAUAAAUCAGGGACACUUCUGUCUUUGGAUCGUCUAAGCCGAUAUAAUAAUAAUAUAAAAUUUUAUAAUCCACUUGAGAGUCUUUCAAAAAGAGAAUAAUAAAGGUCCCCUUCAUUCACGCCGGUUUCCAGGCCGGGACAGACAGGGGACUGUAUAUGUGGGAAAAAAAUCAAAGGGUCUCCGUAGCAGG